Messenger RNA from Alnus glutinosa, 1373 nucleotides. Its product is annotated as GATA transcription factor 25. Gene Ontology annotation, biological process: regulation of DNA-templated transcription. Bases 313 to 1224 code for a protein of 303 amino acids. The transcript is spliced from 7 exons. The record is from RefSeq and is a predicted model, not a curated record. Gene Ontology annotation, molecular function: protein binding; zinc ion binding; sequence-specific DNA binding. NCBI's taxonomy places the organism in Eukaryota, Viridiplantae, Streptophyta, Magnoliopsida, Fagales, Betulaceae.
UCUCUCUCUCUCUGUGUGAAAAACUCCCGCACAUCAUCACUCCUUCCCAUUUCCCAUACACCCCACCCACACACACACACACACAAACAAACAAACACCAGUUACACGAACACAAAAAUACAAUCACAAGCACAAAUCACCCUUUCUUAUUCGGGCAUAUAUUCCCAAUUCUCUCUUUUCUUUUUCUUUUUCUUUUUUUCACUGAAAAAUCUCUAUCAUACUCUUUCCGUCCCCUAGGGUUAGGGUUUUCCCACAGCGCCCAUUUGCAUCUCUAAUGCCCCAUCCGCACUCGCUUGGAUUCCGCAAACCUCAAUGUACGGACACGCCCAGUCCCUGAACAUGUCCAACCAGAUCGCCGCGUCCGCCGACGAAGACGACGUCUCCGGCGCCGGCGCCGAGUCGAUCGACAACUCCCACAUUCGCUACGAUGCCCCCUCCCUCGAAGACACUGCCGGCGCAGUGGUUGAAGUCGUCGAAGACGUCGCCUCUGACGCCGUGUACGGUCAAGGUGGUGGUGGUGGAGCGGCGGAGAUGGCGAUUCAGCGUCACGACGGCACCAGCCAGCUCACGCUCUCAUUUCGUGGCCAAGUCUAUGUAUUCGACUCUGUUACCCCCGACAAGGUUCAAGCGGUGUUACUACUGUUGGGGGGCUGUGAGCUAUCUUCGGGGCCACAAGGAGAUAUGUUGCCUCAGAACCAGAGAGGCGGUGCGAUGGACUAUCCUGUAAGUAGUCAACCACACAGAGCUGCCUCGUUAAAUAGGUUCCGCCAGAAGAGAAAAGAGCGAUGCUUCGAUAAGAAAGUUAGAUAUAGUGUCCGUCAAGAGGUGGCGCUCAGGAUGCAGCGCAAUAAGGGUCAAUUUACUUCUUCCAAAAAGUCUGAAGGAGAUUAUAAUUGGGGUACUGUCCAGGAGUCGGGGCAAGAUGAUAGCCCACCAGAAGCCUCAUGUACACAUUGCGGCGUAAGUUCAAAGUCCACCCCAAUGAUGCGGCGGGGUCCAUCUGGUCCAAGGUCUCUUUGCAAUGCCUGUGGACUUUUUUGGGCAAACAGGGGGACUUUGAGGGAUCUUUCCAAGAAAACCCAGGAUCAUUCGCUCACUGUGGCUGAGCAGGGUGAAGGUGAAGCUCAUUCGGACUGUGGAACUGGAAUUCAUACAAACACAAACAACAAUCUUGUUACUUUCUCUAAUGGUGAUAAUAAGUCAGCUUUAAUGGCUGAGCACUGAGUGUUGGGAGUUAUCUUAACAAAAGCAGGCCAUAGCAGUUGCCUCUGGCAUCAUUCAAGUAGGUUUUCUAGUAAUUUCAUUUGUCUUGUCCAUCCAAUGUACAGAUGUAAUAGUGCCGUCAUCUAUCAAUACAAUAGGGUUAUCUCUUA